AUGAGUUGUGCAGGAGCACAGGAAGAAUCUCUGGAAUCUCAUGUCAAAGAGUUGGUGUUGAAAAAGGAGAUAGGCAAAGGGUCUUAUGGCAAAGUCUAUAAAGCUGUGUGGAAGGGACGCGACGUUGCAGCGAAAAGGUUUCACUCUGUGUUCUUUCAAAAUGGCUCCUGCCAGCAAGAACACUAUAUGGAAGAAUUUCAGCGAGAAUGGAAUGUUCUAAAGCUUCUCGAUCACCCUAAUGUAGUAAAACUACACACUGUUUUAUUUCCCAAAGGACUCUCACCCAUAAUAAUCACUGAAUUACUUCACUGUGACCUGGAAAAGUACAUUAGAGAGUCCACUACCACACCAAAAAUCCCUGAAAUGAAACUGACUUGCAUCGCUUUAGACGUAAUCGAAGGUCUUAAUUACAUGCAUGGCUUGGAGCGUCCUGUUGUGCAUCGUGACUUAGCAACAAAAAAUAUAUUGCUAACAGAGCAUGGUAAUGCCAAGGUUGCAGAUUUGGGAGUGGCCAAAAUAUUUGAAGCAGGCUGUGAAAUGCAUGCCACCAAUGUUCCAGGAACACCGCUAUACACAGCUCCUGAAACAUACCCUGUCAUGAAGCAGUUUGAGGUGGUAGGAAAUGCAAGGUAUGGCCCAAAAGUUGAUAUAUUUUCUUUUGGUGCAGUGGUUAUGGCUAUGAUUGUUGGACAUGAACCAAGUGUGUGGCCGUUAACUCCAAUCACCAACGGUAUGUUUUGAUGCGAGCAUUCUUCAUUCCAUAAGUUGCAGUCAAAAAGGCUGCCUGACUCAUUUAAGAAGUGGUGAACAUGUCGAGUUAUUAGGGACUUUAAGAUCCCACAACGCAGACGACAACAAGAACAUAAAAAAAAAAUUGGUUUAAUUAGCAAAACAACAACUUCGCACGUGCAUCACACUUUUUUGUACAUAUUUUCUUUCCCGUUUUUGCACGACUACGACGUGAGAAUGCCUAAUUUUGCAUUUUAUGGAGGACGUAAACAAGCAACGACGAAAUUUUAUUUCUCUUUCUGAGCUUGAAUUUGGUCCCUUGAAAUUCAGCUUCAGGAGGGUUCGUCUAAGUGGGUAGGAAUGAUCACUAUAAAGACUGAAAGAACGCAAAUUCACUUUUUAAGCGACGUUCUUGUUGCUGUCGCAUCAUUGGAUCUUAAAGUCCCUAUUGAUGUACACAGGAGGUUGCUAUAAGCACAAAAGCACAGUUGCUUGACAUUGCUUCUUGAGUGGUUAGCAAACCUCCCAAGUGCAUUCAUGACUUGAUGAUUGUACGGCUACCACAGAAUCAAUGAGAACAACUUUACCGGUAUUAGUCCUCACAGGUAGCUGGGAAAAGAGUUGAGUGUCGUUAGUACCAAUGCACUAUGAUGCAUGCAAAUUAUUCUUCACAAAGUCGUUUCUUUCCAAAGGAUCUUUUCACUGAAUAAGUACUUUUCUGCAGGCUUUCUACAAUACCUAAAUCUAUAUCCAGUUAAGUAAGUACAUAUCCAUGUAUCCCUACAAGUAGUACUAUCUGCCCAGUACAGAUCCCUAGAGAGGAAGGGAAAGGAGCAGUGGUGACUGCAUGUUCUUUUUUCCUAGAAAUUCUAUUCUAAUCACAGAACUUGGUUCCAAUAUUAGAGACAGUUUGAUAUGGGGAAGUCCCAACUUAGAACUUACAUAAAUUUAUUGAUUUGAUGCAAUAUAUCAAGUAGGAGACACAGUGUUUUGUCACCAAAUGAAAUACUGAGAAGAAUAACCAGAGUAUACCAUCAACUGACGUGAUACAACUCACUUUGACUCUGAACAUGACUACCACACAGGUUGUCGAAACGUCAGUCACUGUCAACAACAACAGUCCUAUUCAGGACUACGUUCACCCAGACAAUCAAACUCAACCUACUUUUGAAAUGACUCCUGGGUUCAAACCUUUCACAGUUUUACUGAGAAGAGAGUUGAUUAUAGGACGUGCAGCGGAAUACUUUUGACAAACUUAAAGGUUGUUUCAUCUGGUGAUGUAACACUGUGUCGAAUGCUCAGUAUUACUUUUCAAACAAAAUGAUUUUAGAAAGAGAAAUUAAGGAUGCAAAAUUAAAUGAGCAGUUUUUCAUCUGAUUUCCAAACACUCACGUUUCCUUUGUGUUUUCUUUAUGAAUUAUUAAUGAGUUUGAGAAGUUCAUUCUGAAAAAUCAUUGAUCAACGAAAUCUUCUUUAACACCCUUUUUUCUCUUUAAGAUAAAGGUAAGAGAUACCUAUGCUAGCCGUUGCAGUGUUGAGCAAAAUAAAUUUGCAGUAUUGUUAUACAAUUUGUAGUUUGAACUUGUAAGUUGCUCUGAACAAACUGCCAAUCAAAGCACCCUUUUUGCAAUAGUCUGAUUGUGAAGUUCCCUUCCUGGUUACCUGCAAAUCCCUGCUACAAUGAUAUGUUGCCCCAUGGCCACCUCAAUUUAACUCGUAUAUAUUAAGAAGAAGUAAGGAAAAAAUAAAGUAGGGGCCUUCAUAAACAGGAUUAUAUUCAAGACAGGUAACCCAUCCAGUUCCUAACCCCGCCCGACACGGCUUAACUUGAGUGGCACUAUUAAAAAGGUAAUGUGAGAUACAUAUCUCUAGUAAAACAGUGGACUCUUUAUUUAUUUGGCUGACGAUCUAAGUGGCAAAGUGGAUAAAUGGAUCUGUAAAUCAUUUAAUUUUUUUAAUCUGUUAUUUUGAUAGGUAAAUCUGUUUUAAGUUGUUAUUUAAAAAAUCCGAUGAAAAUUUUUAUUCUUUUAAGAUGGUGAGAUGAUCAGUGAACAUGUCCGACGCAAAAGAGACAUCACUGAGAUGGGGGAACAUUUCUUGAAAGAACUGGUGUUAGGAUGCUUAGAGAAUGACAGUUCAUUGAGACCUGACAUCAGGGACAUUAAAGAAGAACUUGAAAGGCACAAAUGGAAGGUAGUGAAACGAUCAAGUUUGCAUGAGGCAGAUGAAGAAGUUCAGAUUGAGAAAGUUGGACGUCAACCAUCAUAUGAUUACAAGCUCAAGGUGCUUUUUAUUGGAGACAGAGGAGUUGGAAAAUCAUGUUUAUUCAAUCGUUUCCAGAACCCUUUUUUCAACAUUUAUUUGAGCACUACAACUUUAGGGGUAGACAUUGAUCGAGAGUCUUUCAAAUAUGGGUCCAAGUUUGUCCGUUUGGAAGUGGUUGAUACUGCUGGUCAAGAACAGUUCUUUUCUGUGCAGGCUAUGUAUUUCCGUGGCAUCCAUGGCAUUUUCUUGGUCUGCGAUGUAACUAAUCGGGAAUCAUUUGACCACAUUCCUCGAUGGCUUAACUUAGCAAAGACUUAUUGCACAGAAAGCAAUGCUUUGAUCAUCAUAAUUGGGAACAAGACAGAUCAAGCAGAGAAACGGGUAGUUUCCUCUGAGGAAGGCCAUGAUAUUGCCAAACGUAAUGGCCUAAGCUACAUGGAAGCAAGUGCACUGGAUGUAAACACUAUUGAAGAAAUGUUCAAGACCAUGAUUAACCUCCUUACAAGAUCAGUUGAUCUUGGGUCAAUAAAAAUUGAACUAGGUGAUGCAAAUGGAAAAGUAAACUUGAAACCAAUGACCAAGAAGUCUAAAUGUAAGUGUAGUAGAAAGUGAUUUCCUUCUGUAGGUAGAACAACUAGAAAAAUUAGCAUUUACCAAUAAUUUUUAUUCACAGCUGUUAGUUGUGCAUGAAAAACGUGACUGUAUAAAUGGGACCCUCAUUACUGAUUGCUUAGCGCAUUCAACCCCCUGGAAAUUUUUGUUUUGAAACCCCAUUUGAAGCUAGUCAAGCCAUUUUUUGGUCACUUUCUGGCCGAAAAAAACUUAAGUGGCCCAAAAUGUUGUUUACAAGUCCAACACUAUGCUGGCUUUAGCCUGCGCCAAAGACAAAACAGUGCCAAAAUCCUUCUCCAAGGACCGCCCACCUGCAUACCACCCUUGGUACAUACCAUGAUUGGCCUGUUAAAAAGCUAUUGUUGGUUUGCCAACCAAGUUAAAAUGAAAUUUGAAACGUUGAAGGCAAUUGAGGACCCAAAACAAAGGAUCCCAGUGCUGCUUUGCUGAUAUUACUACCCAGGGUUUGAUUACAUCUGUGGCGCAGCCUAUGUUGGUCCAAAAUGUUGUUUUCAAGUCUAACAUGUACACUAUGCUAUGCUAUGGCUUUUGUUUUUAUUUUCCUGAGUUCAGGCAUGGACUGACAUGGCCCCCUCUUGCUUAAUAUGGGGCCUGCACAGUACAUGUUUGACUGUACUUGGAAUGCCCCUGGUCUAGAAAACAGCUGACAUUUCACGAUGCCACCAUUGGUUUCCCCGUAAAAUGACGUCUGAGAAACGAGC
This is a messenger RNA of Porites lobata, 4328 nucleotides long. The record is from the annotation of a GenBank genome assembly. Lineage: Eukaryota; Metazoa; Cnidaria; Anthozoa; Scleractinia; Poritidae.